AUGGCCGAGACCGCGCGUAGUGCGCCGUGGUGGGCCGUGUGGCGCACGCGCGGCGAUGCAAGUUCAAAGGAUGCUGUACAUGAUGACGCUUUUCAUACCCCGGCUCACAAACCGAUCACCACACUCCACGAGCUCGAAGACGCGGUCGACGAUGCGACAAAGCCCAAGGCGCACAGUGUGCGCCUGCCGUUCAGCACGCUGCUCGUUUGUUCGGCGUACGGACUUGGGUUUGCAUCGGGGAUGCUGGGCGGUGCGCGUCGCACUGCGCUGGUAUACCUCGCGGAGAAUGCACACCGCAGACCGACGACCGUGCAGGGCUGGUACUUUUACAACAAAACGAAAUACUACCGCAUGAUCCUCGGUGGCGUGCGGCAUGGCGCACAUACGGGCAUCAAACUCGCAGGGUGGGUCGCGGGCUACUGUCUGCUUGAUUUUAUGGCCGAGAAUGGGCGCAGUCAGCUGCACGAGCGAUUCGCACUCACAAACACACCCAAUGCAGUGCUCGAUGCAUACUAUAUGGGGCACUGGGUUGACGGUGCAUUUGCAGGAAUGGCAACGGGAUGCAUUGGUGCAGUCGCAUACCAAUUGCCCGCGCCCAUCGUCCCACGGAUCCUGUUGCUUGGCGCGGGUGCCGGCGGACUGACUGGGGGCCUCGACAAAGCGUCCAUAUAG
Malassezia vespertilionis is the source of this 672-nucleotide messenger RNA. RefSeq lists its product as uncharacterized. Lineage: Eukaryota; Fungi; Basidiomycota; Malasseziomycetes; Malasseziales; Malasseziaceae. The record is from RefSeq and is a predicted model, not a curated record. Bases 1 to 672 code for a protein of 223 amino acids. The transcript has 3 exons.